Diospyros lotus (date-plum) is the source of this 2077-nucleotide messenger RNA. Its product is annotated as 4-coumarate--CoA ligase 2-like. Bases 113 to 1747 code for a protein of 544 amino acids. The transcript is spliced from 6 exons. The record is from RefSeq and is a predicted model, not a curated record. Gene Ontology annotation, molecular function: CoA-ligase activity. Lineage: Eukaryota; Viridiplantae; Streptophyta; Magnoliopsida; Ericales; Ebenaceae.
CUAUAUUAGUUGAACCAGAACUCAAACCAACCAGGGAAGAAGCUCCCUAUCCCAUCUGAAUUUCCAAAUUCUCUCAUCUUCCCCCAUUUCCUUCUCUCUCUCUUGAGUCCCAAUGGAGACCCAGAGUCAGAAGCAGCAAGAUUUCAUUUUCCGAUCAAAACUUCCCGAUAUUUACAUCCCCAACCACCUGCCAUUGCACAGCUACUGCUUCGAGAACCUGUCCCAGUUCAGCUCCCGUCCCUGCGUCAUCAACGGCACCACCGGCGACAUCUACAGCUACGCCGACGUCGAGCUCACGUCCCGGAAAGUGGCCGCUGGGCUCAGCAAGCUCGGCGUCGGGCAGGGCGAGGUCAUCAUGCUCCUACUCCAGAACUGCCCCGAGUUCGUGUUCGCCUUCCUCGGCGCCUCGUUCCGCGGCGCGCUCAGCACCACCGCCAACCCUUUCUACACGCCGGCGGAGAUCGAGAAGCAGGCGAAGGCUUCCAAGGCGAAGCUCAUCAUCACGCAAGCUUGUUACGCCGAGAAAGUGAUGGACUUCGCCAGAGAAAAUGGCGUCAAAGUCAUGUGCACCGACAACCCAACAGACGGCUGCCUGCAUUUCUCCGAAUUGACUCAGGCGAACGAAGAAGAGGCGCCGGCGGUGAAGAUAAGUCCGGACGACGUGGUGGCGCUGCCGUACUCCUCCGGCACGACGGGGCUGCCGAAAGGCGUGAUGCUGACCCACAAAGGGCUGGUGACCAGCGUGGCGCAGCAGGUCGACGGCGAGAACCCCAACCUGUAUUUCCACAGCGAAGACGUCAUCAUGUGCGUGCUGCCAUUGUUCCACAUCUACUCGCUAAACUCGGUGCUGCUCUGCGCGCUGCGAGUCGGCGCAGCGAUCCUGUUGAUGCAGAAGUUCGAGAUCAGGGCGCUGAUGGAGCUGGUGCAGAGGUACAGGGUCACGAUCGCGCCGUUCGUGCCUCCGAUCGUGCUGGCGAUCGCCAAGAGCCCGACGGUGGACGACUACGAUCUGUCAUCUAUUCGGACGGUGAUGUCGGGCGCGGCGCCGAUGGGGAAGGAGCUUGAGGAUGCAGUGAGAGCCAAGCUUCCAAAUGCCAAACUUGGCCAGGGUUAUGGGAUGACGGAGGCCGGACCAGUGCUUUCAAUGUGCUUAGCCUUUGCGAAAGAGCCAUUCGAGAUAAAGUCAGGGUCAUGUGGCACUGUGGUUAGAAAUGCUGAGAUGAAGAUCGUUGACCCCGACACUAGUGCCUCCCUUCCCCGAAACCAAGCUGGGGAAAUUUGUAUCCGAGGUCACCAGAUCAUGAAAGGUUACCUGAAUGAUCCGGAGGCCACCGAGAGAACAAUUGACAAGGACGGAUGGUUACACACCGGCGAUAUUGGCUGCAUCGACGACGACGACGAGCUCUUCAUCGUCGACCGCUUGAAAGAGCUCAUCAAGUACAAAGGCUUCCAAGUCGCCCCCGCCGAGCUCGAAGCCAUGUUGAUCGCUCAUCCCAACAUCUCCGACGGCGCUGUCGUCCCGAUGAAAGACGAGGCUGCCGGAGAAGUUCCCGUCGCAUUUGUGGUGAGAUCCAACGGCUCCAAGAUCACAGAAGACGAGAUCAAGCAGUACAUUUCGAAACAGGUCGUGUUUUACAAGAGAAUCAAUAGGGUUUUCUUCACGGACGCAAUCCCCAAAGCUCCGUCCGGGAAAAUCCUCAGAAAAGAUUUGAGAGCGAAGCUCGCAGCUGGUUUAAUUCCCAAUUAGCCCUCACGUUACAUGCCUAAAUUACGCUUCAUAAAUUGGUUGACUGAGGGCAUAAUGGACAGAUCGUUUCCCCUAGAAUUACCCUUCACGAAGUGGAUCCCAAUUGAUGGUUCUUUGGGACAAAGGAAGUGGUCCUUAAUUGUGAGGAACACAAAGUUCUUAGUUAAUAAUUAGCUUCUGAAAUAUUGCCAAUGUAUAUGAACUGUGCACAAUUCAGUGUUAAUUCUAAGACUUAAAUUUACUUGGGCUGGGGAAAUUGAGCCCAAGUGAUAAAACUUGUACUUCUUAUAUUUUUUUUUCUCAAAAUAAAUUUUUUGGAUUAUUUAGAAA